AGUUCGGGCGCUGUGUAGCUCAUGGAGUUGACUGCGUGGCUCUGGUGCAAGCAAGGCAGAACAAGGACGCGACCGAGGCCGGGUGCUGGAGCUGGGCAUGUCGGGAGGUUUAAACGUCGGUAAAGGAAUUCCGCCAGUCGUCCCGAGUAGAGGCUUAUUGCAGUUUAUGGUGCGGAAUCCUGCGCAGCAGUAAGAUCCAUCGAUCGGUGAACACCAACAUGUGGAAAUUUGUGAGAGUGGGUUUAGUCACCGCCGGCCUCAGUCUAGUGGCAGCACCAUUGGUUGUGCCGGCCCUUGUAGCAACUCUUGGAUUCACAAGUGCUGGUAUAGCCUCAGGAAGCGUGGCAGCGUCAGUGAUGGCCUCGUACGGAGGGGCUGUGAGUGCAGGCAGUGCCUGCGCUAUUCUGCAGAGUAUUGGAGCGACGGGCACUUUGGCUGGGUCUGGUGUCAUGGCUGUAGUGGGAGCAUCUGCGGCUGGAUUGGGAAUGGCCGUUGGUGAGGCUGAGGAUGCGGAAAUGGCCGCCGAGAUCAACUGCGUCACACCUGCUGAGGACGAGAACAAUUGCCUCACACCUGCCGAGGACGACUGACAAGAGGAGCGUGCGAGCGACUCUCAUUGCUUCAUUGCUUCUAAACGUAGUUUGCUUGGGAGAACUCAUUGAGCUGAUUUUGGAUGAUUUCUUUAUGUGUCAUAACUCGAGCACUGUAAUCCUUGUAUGUUGCCAAUUUGCCACUAUCCCCAUCAACUGCAUUCCUCAGUAUCAGAUGUAGAGAGAUAGUUUACGCAAGAUUUUAUUCUAAAUCGGAUUAUAUAGAUCUAAAUGUAUGAACCAGACGCUGUGUUCCUAAAGUGACGUCUUGAGGCUGAGGUAUGGCUCGGAGCUGUAAUCGCCAUCUCUCAUCUCAUUCCGUAACACCUGAUGAGUUUUGAUGGUUCAACUCUGAGGUCGGUCUUCUGAUGAUUAAACUUGCGGGUUAUUUUGACAUUAUAUAUUGAUGUUGAUCUUAUGAUCCAGCGAAGCUCUAGCAGUAGACAUGAAUUUCUGGUGCGAGGACUUCGAUGCGAGUGCGAGGACUUCGAUGAUAUGCUCUAGAUUGGUCAGCCUCGAGUGAAGGAGGUCUGAUUAUCAUGGGCCUCAAGUUCUCCCUAUUUUGGUGUAUAAUGACAUUUUUGUUGCUGAGAGCAAAGAACGUCUCACCUACUAACCCGCAGGCAAACGGACCUGUCCCUCCGUCCAAUCUUCAUGGCCAGCGAGUUAGACAGGCCACCGUCCACACGAUCUGGGGAAGUUUACUCAUACAUGUCUGUUGUAGAGCUCCUGAAUACGGAGGUUGCGAAUUGUUAGCGUCUCACAUGCCCUUCCAGACUUUACACGGCCAUGAACGACUUUAGAUCCUCCAUAAGCUUCUGCGCUGAGAUGUCGUCUCCUUGAAGAUUCUCAGG
Messenger RNA from Marchantia polymorpha subsp. ruderalis, 1444 nucleotides. The record is from the annotation of a GenBank genome assembly. Lineage: Eukaryota; Viridiplantae; Streptophyta; Marchantiopsida; Marchantiales; Marchantiaceae.